Salvia miltiorrhiza (redroot sage) is the source of this 1976-nucleotide messenger RNA. RefSeq names its product glyceraldehyde-3-phosphate dehydrogenase GAPCP2, chloroplastic-like. Gene Ontology annotation, biological process: glucose metabolic process. The transcript has 13 exons. The record is from RefSeq and is a predicted model, not a curated record. Gene Ontology annotation, molecular function: NADP binding; NAD binding; oxidoreductase activity, acting on the aldehyde or oxo group of donors, NAD or NADP as acceptor. Bases 337 to 1626 code for a protein of 429 amino acids. Lineage: Eukaryota; Viridiplantae; Streptophyta; Magnoliopsida; Lamiales; Lamiaceae.
GUGCGUCGUCGUUUGGUGAAUUUCCAAACUUAAAAAUCGAAGCCCCAAUUUCGUUGCUACUUAUAUUUGGUCUUGCAUAUGCAGUCAAUCACACGAGCUACACCUUCUUAAUAAACUCCGCCUCCUCCAUUUCUUUAAGCAUUUAAAUUGUCUUCGAAAGUUGGCCAGCUCUUGUCCUCAAAAGCCAAGGCCUCUUCUCCUUCCUCUAGGGUUCUGCUAUUCAUUUCUCUUCCCCACACCCCCGCUCUCUAUCUAUAUUUAUAUAUAGAAGAAUAUAGAAUAUACGAUCAUUUGAUUGCGUUAGGUUUCCGCAGUGAAGAGUUGGUUGGUGGCGAAAUGGCGUUCUUUUCUUCGCUCCUUAGAUCUGCGCCGUCACCUGUUCUAGACGCUGACGCUUUCCGUCCCUCCGACCGCUCCAAGGCACCCUUCGGCCUUAUUGCUAAUGCUGUCAAGUUUCAGUCAAGUAUAUUCGGGGCUAAUUUGCCAGUGGAGUUUUCCCCACUACAGAAGACUAGUGCCCGCUCUGUUCAUCCUGUUAGAGCAACAGCGACAGAAGUACCUCCUACCAUCCAUAAAUCACGAAGCAGUGGGAAGACCAAGGUUGGCAUCAAUGGUUUUGGACGUAUUGGCAGAAUAGUUUUACGGAUAGCAUCUUUCAGGGAUGAUAUUGAUGUGGUAGCUGUUAAUGAUCCUUUCAUUGAUGUGAAAUACAUGGCAUACAUGUUCAAAUAUGACUCGACUCAUGGACCUUUCAAGGGAACCAUCCAAGUUAUUGAUGAAUCCACUUUGGAAAUCAAUGGAAAGCAAAUCAAAGUAACCAACAAAAGGGACCCAGCUGAGAUUCCCUGGGGUGAUUAUGGGUCUGAGUAUGUUAUUGAGUCUUCUGGGGUCUUUACAACUGUUGAAAAGGCUUCAGCACACAAGAAGGGUGGUGCUAAGAAGGUUGUGAUCUCAGCUCCAUCAGCCGAUGCUCCUAUGUUUGUAGUUGGUGUAAAUGAAAGCAGUUACAAACCAAGCAUGGAUGUUGUUUCCAAUGCUAGCUGUACCACCAAUUGCCUUGCUCCUCUUGCCAAGGUAGUGCACGAAGAGUUUGGUAUUGUAGAGGGUCUGAUGACGACUGUCCAUGCAACUACAGCCACACAGAAGACUGUUGACGGUCCUUCAAUGAAGGACUGGAGGGGUGGUCGAGGAGCAGGGCAGAACAUCAUCCCUAGUUCGACUGGUGCUGCUAAGGCUGUUGGAAAAGUUCUUCCAGAGCUUAAUGGUAAGCUUACUGGAAUGGCCUUCCGUGUGCCCACGCCUAAUGUCUCUGUUGUAGACUUGACUUGUCGGCUUGACAAAAGUGCUUCUUAUGAAGAUGUUAAAGCAGCAAUAAGAUAUGCUGCAGACGGCCCACUGAAAGGCAUUCUAGGAUACACUGAUGAAGAUGUUGUUUCCAAUGAUUUUGUCGGUGACUCGAGGUCAAGCAUAUUUGAUGCCAAUGCUGGAAUGGGUCUUAGCAAAUCAUUCAUGAAACUAGUCUCCUGGUAUGACAAUGAGUGGGGUUACAGGUAUGCUCUCUCUCUUCCUCCCUCCCUCACACACACACACACACACACACACACGUGCACACGAGCCUGUGCAUAAUAUGACGUUUUUCUGUUGCAGUAACCGAGUAUUGGACCUGAUUGAGCAUAUGGCCUUGGUGGCAGCAACCAAGUAAGAAGCAGCAGCUUGAGAGUUUCUUUUUCUUUUUUGGCUGGGAAAAUGAGUUUUAUACAAGGGGGUAGAAGCGAUGUUAGGUAUUGCAUCGCGCUUGGAAUUGAUAUUGGCUUAUUAAACCAAUGAUGGAGUGAUUAUAGCCGCUUUGAAAUAAUGUACUAGUAAUGUAUGUGAACUCAUGUAGAAGCACAUUUAUUGUUUUUUGAUGUUAUGUUGCGGACGCAACGUCCAAAUUGGCGUUUUCAGCCAUAAACAUUGUUAUGAUUAUUCACAAA